CUUCACCAUAUCGGGUUAGCGGAAUAUCAGAUCACCAGGGGACUUUAAAAACGAUUCUCGUUUCUUCGGAACACGUUCACCCACACAUAUUGCUCUAACAUGGAAGAAAGAAAGCGGUCUGUUACUGUUGCCAUCGAUUUUGGAACGACAUACUCCGGGUUCGGUUUUGCUGAAGCAAACGUUUCGGGCGAGUCGGGUAUACAAGUAUUUCGUGGAUGGGGUCGUGGCCAAGGAUUCAGCUUCUACAAAACACCAACCAGCGUCCUAUUAGCGCCGGAUGGAAAUUUUAGCAAAUUUGGCCAUGCUGCUGUCGAAGCUUAUGCCAAAAAUCUUGCUAAAGGAAAUAAUCAGGAUAUCAUUUACUUUGAGAGGUUCAAGUUAGUUCUCUACAAUACAAAGGCUCUUUCCAAGGACACCAGCCUGAUGGCAUCAAGCGGAGCAGUAGUCAAAGCUUUGGACUUGUUCUCAGUGUGCCUGGCAUAUUUGGGUGACAAGGCAAUGGAAUGCAUCAAUGCCAGUGGUCAGCGGGGUAAAACUUAUGAGUCGCGUGAUGUACAAUGGGUGGUAACGGUUCCCGCCAUUUGGGAGCCGACUGCCAAAGAAUUCAUGCGCGAGGCAGCUUAUAAGGCAGGAUUGGCGUCACCCGACGACCCAGACCAACUAUUGAUUGCUCUAGAACCUGAAGCAGCGUCGUUUUACUGCAGAACGCUACAGAUGAAAGACUUCCUGGGGGAGACUGGAGACGAAUCAGUAAACGAAGACCUGGCUUCAUAUGUCGUUAUAGAUAACGGAGGCGGUACCUUGGACAUAACAGUACAUGAAAUACAGGAGGACGGCACGAUCCGCGAAAUUCACUGUCCAGCGGGUGGCCAACUGGGAGGCAUACACGUAGAUAGGGAGUUCCAGAGCAUGCUGGUGACAAUAUUUGGAGAAGAUUUUAUCAACAAGUUCAGAAGAGAUUUCCCAAACGACUGGCAGAAAAUAAUGAACGAUUUUGAGAUACAGAAGAGAGCUGAGGAAGGCGUCGACAACGAGGAAGUCAGCAUAACUUUACCAUUUAACUUCGUGAACGCCUAUUCACGCGACAUUGGAAGUGACGAGAAUAUUAACGAAAGAUUGAAGAUGAACUACAAAAAUAACCAAGUGCAGGUUAGUAACGGUUACCUAAGUCUUAGUCUAGAGGUGAUCAGUGGUUUUUAUGAACCAGUUGUGCAAAAAACCGUGGGCGUUGUCCAGUCCCUCUUGGAGCAGAUCAAAGACGCAAAUGUGAACACGAUGUUUCUGGUAGGCGGUUUCUCUCAAGCACUACCACUGAGGAAAGCUAUAACCCAGGCCUUUCCUGACAUGAGGGUUUUGACCCCCCGCGAUGCCGAGCUGGCCAUCAUCAAAGGCGCAGUGAUGUUCGCUCAGGCACCAGAUUUGCUCACAACCCGGGUUAUGGCCAAAACAUACGGUAUCGACAUCAAUGAAACUUUUGACCCAAGUAAACACCCAGACGAGAAGAAGACAGACAUUUGCGGUGUCAGCUACUGCGAAGACGUUUUCGAUAUUCUGGUGAAAGAGGACGAACAGGUGAAGGUUGGAGAGAAGAGAACGUUUUUCUUUUCACCUGUGCACCCCGAACAGACAACAGCUUCGCUUCGUUUCUUUAGCACUCACAACAAGAAGGUGCAGUUUGUGACAGACCAAGGAGUCACAGCAGAGAAUGUGGCCUUUCAGAUCGUCAGCCCGGAUGUUUCCAAAGGGAUUCACCGCAAUAUAGAACUGGAUGUCUACUUUGGCGGAACUGAGAUCAAAGUCUUUGCGACUGACGUCACGUCUGGAAGUUCUGCCAAGGCCGCGCUGAGACUAGUGACCAAGAAUUUAACAUGAUCUCACGGACAAACGAGCAAGAUUUUCGUAGAGGACUUAAAGAAAAUUCCUCGUACAAGUUAUUCAAACAGGAAUUAUUUUAGUCAC
This is a messenger RNA of Pocillopora damicornis (cauliflower coral), 1959 nucleotides long. Its product is annotated as heat shock 70 kDa protein 12A. NCBI's taxonomy places the organism in Eukaryota, Metazoa, Cnidaria, Anthozoa, Scleractinia, Pocilloporidae. The record is from RefSeq and is a predicted model, not a curated record.